Molecule: messenger RNA, 846 nt
Organism: Rosa chinensis
Lineage: Eukaryota; Viridiplantae; Streptophyta; Magnoliopsida; Rosales; Rosaceae
Exons: 3
Coding region: 1-846 (281 amino acids)
Source: RefSeq, a predicted model, not a curated record
AUGUCAAAUCUCAACAAGCUUGACUUUAUUGCUUUGGAAGUUUCCGGAAGGAACUACCUCAAAUGGACCCAGGAUGUCAAGCUCCAUUUGACUGCAAAUAAGAUGAGAUCAACGAUUAAUGCUGACAACAUCGCCCCUGAAGAUAUGAAGGCAAGGGCUAUGAUUUUCAUCAGGAAACAUAUGGAAGAAGCACUCGAGGUGGAAUAUUUAGCUGAAGAGGACCCACGGAUUCGGUCACUCCUAAAAUUCUGUGGAGAAGAGCUCACAGAAGCUGAUCUAUUGGAGAAAACUUUCUCCACCUUUCCUCCUUCCUGUAUGGUCCUGCAACAACAAUACAGGGAGAGAAACUUUGCUAGAUUCUCAGAAUUGGUCACCGUCCUGUUGCUAAAUGAAAAGAACAAUGACCUACUUUUGAGGAAUGAUCAAGCAAGGCCCACCAGUACCAGAGCAGUUCCUUUGCCUGAAGCAAAUGUUAUUGCCCAUCGCGAAAAUAAUUGCGCAAGGAGAAACUGGGGUCGUGGAAGGGGAAGGAGGCCUGAACGUCCAAGACAUGGAAGGAGAAAUGGGCCCAGAAAUGCCCCAUAUGACCGUGACCACCAAGUAUGCAUACUGCUUUCGAUACUAAUUGACCAUUGGUCUCGCACCUGCCGUGCAACAAAUGAAGAGAUAGGAGAGUAUUACGCCAGACGCGGAACUCGAGAGGCCAACCUUGUGGAAGGGUCAGUUCCUAUGGAUACCACCUUGGAGAUUACUGAUUUCCAAGCAGCCAGUGUGUACAUCGAGGAUUGUAAACUAGAGAACAUGGACAUAAUAGGCACUUGUGCCAUAUCUAUAUUAUUGUUAUGA